GCCGCUUUGUGCGCCACACAGAUGCAAACUAAACGGACAUUGGAGCACCAACGAGGGGACUGUCCUGCCGCAACUCUCCUGCUUUCUCCUGCCUUCUCCUGCCGAGGAAACUAAGCUGAAUUUGUAGUGACACAGAGGCUUCUCCACUAGCUUUGCUGUUCUGUUGUGUUUACGGAAUGUUGAGUGGAAUAUAACCUGAAAGUUCCCCGUCGCUCGGGCCGUAAAGAAAGGCUGAUCCAACAGUAAGAUGAAACCAGAGCUGGAGGACCAGAAUGGCUGCACACACUAAACACCUGGAAUUAUACUUUCUUUGACAACAUCUCAUACGAUUGCCAAAGUAUCCUGGAAGGAAGUCCAUCGAACUCCUCCAGAACCUAGUUUCAUUUCUUUCUGUGGAUUAUAAGUAAGAGACUGCCAUCAUGCCGAUUCUCAAACAGCUGGUGAACAACUCUAACCAGUCAAAGCGGCGGUCUCGGGCUGACCUGACCGCAGAGAUGAUAAGCGCUCCGUUGGGGGACUUCCGCCACACCAUGCACGUUGGCAGGGGAGGGGAUGCCUUCGGGGACACUUCAUUUCUCAGCACCCGAUCAGGGGAACCCCCCAGGGAGCCGGAAACAAAGCAGGGCUCCCCGGGCCCCAAACCAGGGCUGCUGUCGCGCACCUUCAGAAGCAGCAAGCGCUCUCAGUCAGUAAACCGGGGGGACAAGUAUGAGUACAUGAUGGCGCCUUCUGGUGGCUCGUCCAACUACGUGAAAAAUGCCAUAUCCCUGCCUUACCUCAACGACGAGGACACUAACAGAGGACACCAACUGCCGAAGAGCGUUUCCUCAAGCCCCAUGAAGAGGCUGACGGAGAUCGAAAGCAGGCCCGUAAACGGAGCAGCAGCGAUGGCGACGUUGGACGCGGAGUUCGACGAGCGCAAUUUCGGCGAACUCACAGAUUUGCCUCCAUCCAUGCCUAAGGGAGGCGGAAUGAAGCACGCCGAGUCUAUGAUGUCCUUCCACAUUGACUUGGGGCCCUCCAUGCUCGGGGACAUCUUGAGCGUCAUGGAAAAGAAGGGCUGGGAGGAGGACGACCUCGGCUACGAAGAAGGCAAGGGUAGCGAGGGCCGCGCGUCACCCUCCCAUAUUCCCCAGAUAGAUGAUGACGUGGAGGAGCAGGCCCCCGCCAGGCCCCCUCGCAGCAUGUACCAGCAGAAGGCCACGGUGGACCCCUACACCCCGGAGCUACACACCAGGAACAACCACCACAACCUGGACAGCUGCUCUGUGUCCAGCUCCGGCUCAGCCCCUGAGGAGAAGGCUCAGUACCACCUCCACGACGGCGACACGGACAGCGCGAAGUACAGUUCGCCCCGCGGGGAGGAAGAUUUCACCUUCAUGGAUGACGACGAUGAUGAUGAGAUUCGAGUGUAGGUUAAAUCGGUACCACUGCCACCAUCAGUCUUGAGGGACACUAAUGGAGAAGAACAUUGGGAGGCUACCACAAGCUGGGAAAGGCGAGGGAGGGAGUUAGAGGCAGGGCCACAUCUGCUUUAAGCUUCUUGUAGAUCAAUCUAAUCUCUGUACACUUUGUUCAACAUCAUAAAUAAAACCAAUUAAGCCUUAUUCACUGUGCUGUAGCGAGGAGAUGUGAGCUGAGUGCAAACAGACUGGCUCACAAGGUGGGACUCUUCAAAGGUUUGGGUUGUUAAUUGCUGCACAUGUUUGCAACAUUAGUCUUAUUAUUAUUGGGAAAUUCACCAAGUUCAAAUAAUACUGGCUACCAUGUUCCGACCUUGUCCUUCACAAAGGUGCUUUAACGAAGAGGAAGAGAAAGCAGCAAGCCGCUGGUUACGAGCGUCAUACUCGUUUUAAUAAUUAAAGGGUGGCCAUGAGGUUAGAGAACUCUAAACUCAGCUGUCAGUCACAUGAAUAUCACAUUUGGAGGUGUGAUGUGUGAGGAGAAGGGUGUGCGAUGUCACAAACAUGGUGUGUGUGUGUACUACAGAUUCUGAACAAGGAAGAGGGAAAAGGACAAGAAGUGAAACUGAGAUAGCUUUGUGUAAUCCCCGUGUGUGUGGGAGUGAUCAUGGAGCUUCAUUUGCCAAUGACAAUGUUUUGGCAUAGACACUAAAUAGAUAAAGUAGUUAUUACUUUUGUCCACUUCUGACUUUAAGGGGUGAUCUUUGCUAUUUUUUUUACUUUUAUUUUUAUGUACAUACUGUAUCUGGAAGUUGGUCUACGGUUGUAGAGUCUGUUGUGUUUUGAGUUUGGUAGUUCAUUAUAUUAGAAUCAUUUUGCUGCUCUCUCUCUUCGGCAAGGUUUUAAUACUUUAAAUUCACAGACAGCUGUGGUAUUUAUUCAUUAAUUUUUCAUAAGGGAUGGAUCAUUCUUAAUGCACUGUCUUGAUUGAUAAGUUUUGAUUUGGGGUUUCUGAUAUGUUUAAGUUCUCACAAAAACGUCUUAAUGGUACUACAGAGUGAGCUAGCUUAUUUUCCGUGGAGUUUUGCUACAUGGCACUUAAUUAUGCUUAAUUAUUGGACUCAAGUAGACAUAAAACUGUCUGUCACUGUCACGGUAAGACAAAUGAAAAUGUGAAUUGUCAAAAAAAAAAGAGGCCUUUUGUAUGUGUUCUGUGUCCUGUACUGUUUUAAACACCAGGACAGACGUGGUGAUUGUGGCUAAACGUGUGUCUUUGUGCGCCGUCACAUCUUAUUCCACAUCAUUACUGAGGUCGGUAGGGUUAGCAGGUCAGCAGGGAGGCAUAAGAUUGAAAGGGAGUCGCCGCAGCAGAAAAAUGCUUACGGUUAAAUUAAUAGUUACGGCUCUAUCCAUCACACCUCGUCUCUUUGGACGUGUUCACGCUUGUCUCUUAGGGAAGAGAAAGGAUGUAAAAACAUGUACCGAGUGUCAUUAGAGCGCAGCUACUUAAUAGAUGGGCACCAGGUAUGUCUUCGGGGCAGUGAGAGCGGCAGAUAUUACCUGAACUGGCCCCACAAGUGAUAAUAUUCCACUCCUCUACACAACCCCAAAUCACACAGUAGGAACAGAUGAUUAAAUCAACCAAUCAUCUGGCCUUUCCCAGUCUACUCAUUAAAUGUGCUGGAUUAUUGGCCCCAGACCAGCUGGAACUGCUCCAGGAACAGCAGGGUCAGGGACAGACAGGUGGGCUGUUUCUCUUUUUCUUUUUGUGUUCAGUUUGCUUUGCAGCGCGGGCUCACUCAGUAGGCUCCUCCAGGUUACUUUCAGUUAUAAAUAAGGCAGAAGGAGUAGGUGUACUCUCCUCUCUGGUAUCCAUGAUUAAUGUCUGACCUUUUUUAUUUUGUGUUGGAAAACUAAUUGCCACGUUUGACAAAUGGGAGCUUUGAAUUUCCUGUUGUGGCAUUGAUGCAGGGGUGUGUACAUAGAAUCAGGAUGCUGUGCCAUUCUGCCUUGGGUUGUUUUAAAGUUUUGGAACCGUGUCCACACUACGAGGCUGCAAGAAGUUCUGAAAUUAAAAGCAAUCUGGACGAAAUUGCCAAGUAUGUUCUAACCAUGUUUUUGGGUAAUGUUAGCAGGAUGUUGGAUUUUGUUUAUUGUUUACCUAUGUAUAGAUACGCAGUAUGAUUUGAGUCAGACCUCUUUCAUAUUUUGAUGUAAAUGGCCAAAUUGUCAUCAUGUCUUUUAUUUCUAUUGAUCCAGUGUGCAAAAUAUUGUUUGUGGAUUGUUUGGGCAACUGCAAUCCUUCAUGUUUAUCACUAAGAAAUGGACACUUAAAAGAAAAGAACAAAAACACUCCUUAUCUGCCGUUGUUUUAAUCAAGCUGACAUGUUUUAAUGUAAAUAUAAUUUGUGCCAUCGGUGAUUACAGUAAACAAUCCUUGUUGUCAGAAGUGUGACGGUGUGUUCAUAGCGUGAGAAGCAGAAGAAUGUUAGUGGCUCUAACACUUAAUAGCACAUUUGUGGCCAAAUUGUAUUUGCAAGUACGAUUUAAAGUGUUCCACCAAUAUGGCAACCCAGACUGGUGGAAUUUGGAAGAGGUAAAUAGAGAAUUAUGGAAAAGUAUACUAAAUUACACUGAAAUACUUUCUUGUAAUUGUCUUAACUUUCUGGCAUUUGUCGUGUUUCUCUGUGGGAAACUGCUAUGUAGGCCAGAACAAACCAUGUAAAGGAAUUUGCAAAUACUUUCUGCCUCAGGUCUGUUUAAAAGUUUCCUGUACCCUGACAGAAGUGUUUUGGUGAGUGGCAAAAAAAGAUAAGGACUGCGAAACACAACUGGCUCAAAGUUCAGCUGUAGAAUGUUUUCUUGUUUUUCUAUUCAGUGGCUGUAGUGUUAAUGCCAAGUAUGUACUGUUUUCCUUUCCUAUUUCUUAUUCUGGUUUUACAGUAUAUUAAUAUAUUUACCUUCCUCACUUUCCUGUCUUUGAAAUAACAGCUAUAUUUUUCAAUAAAAGAGAAAGCUGGUAAUCUUUAA
Molecule: messenger RNA, 4433 nt
Organism: Morone saxatilis (striped sea-bass)
Lineage: Eukaryota; Metazoa; Chordata; Actinopteri; Moronidae
Gene: cdc42ep4b
Product: CDC42 effector protein (Rho GTPase binding) 4b
Exons: 2
Coding region: 420-1415 (331 amino acids)
Source: RefSeq, a predicted model, not a curated record